ACCGGAUAAAAUCCAAAAACCUUUUACCACUUAUAAAAAAAAAAUUCAUAUUCAAAUGGAAUUGUAACUUGAUUCAAGUAAUUUCCUUUAAGAAUCUUCGGUUGAAAGUGAGAUGCCAGCCAUGGCAUAGAAAAAGAUGGAUAGACAAAACGAAAAAGAGAAGAAAACAACACCACUAAGCAAAAUCUUUUGGAUGAUUUCUGCCAAAAUUAAUUUUGCAUCAAACAAUCUUCUUUCUCUUUUCUAUCUUCUUCUUUAAACUUGUAGUCCAAAUUCACUUCAGCAUACUUUUACUUAUUCUUUGUUUGUGCUUGUAGUAGUGGACAAGCAUGUAGGAGUACAGAAAAGCAAUUUCACAAGAAAAGUUCUAGCAAUUUGUAGAGACCUAAAGAAGAAACUACUGCUUUGGGGGUAGCAAUUUUAUAUAUUUUGUAUCAUCCCUUAUAAAUUAGUGUCAUGAGUUAUCCUUCUGGGUUGUUCAGUAUCAGAGUCCAAGCAAAUCAUAUUUGCAGUGCAAAAACCUGGAAAUAUAACCUCAGUUUUCCAUAUGCGUCCCACGGAAGCAACCCAUGGUGCUCUGGCUUCCCCUCCUUAUAAGAGAUCAGCAAGCAAUACAAAUGAGGAUAAAGUUCUUCACCUGGCAGAUUCGAAGGAUGCAUCAAUUCGAUGUCUUCCCUUGUACAAAGCUCUGGAUAGUGGUGAUUUGGAAGCUACCAAGAAAUUCCUUGACCAACAUCCGGAUGCAGUGUCCGGUAGCCUUUCCAUGGAAGGAGACACACCUCUUCACAUUGCUGUCAUAGCUGGUCAUAUAGACAUUGUUGAGGAGUUGGUGGGGCGCAUGUCUGCUCAAGAAAUAGCAGUUAAACAGAAAUUAGGCUCAACAGCCCUUAAUUUCGCUGCCAUAGGGGGAGUAACAGAGAUUGCUGAGUUACUGGUGAAAAAGAAUAGAGAUUUGCUUAAAAUUACGAAUGCUCGUGAUCAGAUUCCCGUUGUUGUGGCUGCUCUCUAUGGACAUAGAGAUUUGGUGCACUAUCUUUACAUGGAAACUCCGAUUGAAGAGCUUGAUCCAACUAGUCCAAGUCAUGGAGCUCUUCUUCUCACUGCUUGUAUUAUUGAUGAAUUUUACGAUAUUGCUUUGGAUAUAGUCCAGCGCUGCCCGCUAUUGGCAAUUGCUGAAGACACGGAUAAAGACACGGCAUUCAAUAUUUUGGCUGAAAGACCAUCUGCAUUCCCAAGUGGAACUCAACUUGCACUUUGGCAACGGUGGAUAUAUAAAUGUAUUCAAUUACAUCCACAAAAGGCCUUUCUCAAUGCUUCUGGAGAUAUUGAAAGGCCUCAUGAAGGUACAACUCAUCAAAGGAGCUUGACUAACCGAGCACUUCACCAACUAUCAGAAAUAUUCUGGAAAGUCUUAAAACUUUCUGUCCCAGGCUUUACAAGCAUAUAUGAGUUAAAACUGACACACCUUCAAGCCAAAGAACUUCUAACUUGUAUUUGCACAGAGGUAUCAAAUUUAGAAGAUAAGUUAAAAUUUGAAUCUCUGGUAAAAAGAGCACUAUUUGAAGCUGUUAAGCAAGGGAUAGUUGAGUUUGUCACAGAGAUCAUGAAACAUUAUCCUGAAGUAGUAUGGUUCUGGGAUGAAAAAGACCGGAAUAUAUUUUUCGUUGCAACCGCUGAACGCCAAGAAAAGAUUUUCAGCCUUAUAUAUAAAAUGGGUGCAAAGAAAAACUCCCUGGCAACUUAUUGGGAUAAGGAUUUUAACAACAUGUUACACCAGGCUGCGUUGUUAGCUCCUUCCUCUCAGCUUGAUCGUGUUUCGGGUGCAGUUCUACAGAUGCAAAGGGAGCUUCAAUGGUUUAAGGAGGUGGAGAGUGUUGUACAACCCAAGUACAAGGAGAUGAUCAACAUCCAUUAUAAAACACCCCGAGCUUUCUUCUCGGAUCAUCAUAAGAAGUUAGUAGAACAAGGGGAAAAAUGGACCAAAGAAACUGCUAAAUCUUGCACAGUCGUUACUGCUCUAAUCGUCACCAUAAUGUUUUCAGCAUUGUUUACAGUGCCUGGUGGAUAUGACAAUUCAGGCGUUCCACUCUACUUGAAUAGCAAUUCAUUCAUGAUUUUCAUAAUAUCUGAUGCAUUAUCACUUUUUACUUCCACAACUUCAUUGCUUAUGUUCUUAGGAAUCCUGACAUCCCGGUACAGGGAAGAAGAUUUCCUCCAGACUGUGCCUACAAAAUUGAUGGUUGGGCUUUCCAUGCUUUUCUUCUCCAUAGCAAGCAUGAUGACAACCUUCGGAAUCGCCUUGUUCCUGGAUCUGCGUGACCGAAUACCAUGGGUUUCUUUUCCAAUUAUUUUGCUUGCUAGUCUUCCAGUUACCCUUUUCGCCCUGUUGCAAUUCCCUCUCCUUGUCGAGAUUUUCAUUUCUAAAUAUGGACCUGGAAUCUUUGACAAGCCAAAGAAGCCCUGGUGACGAUCAGGUUCCACCAGGUCUUCAACACGUUGCGUUCGUUAGCUGAGAGCUGCUGCGUCAGUGAUACUACUAAGCAACAGGAUUUGGAUGCAUUGGUUUAUCAUAUGCUGUUUUCUUCAUAAAUUAUUUUUUAAAUUUUGCUUUAUAUAUUUUGGUCGAGAAUAAAUAUGUUUUGGGUUAGGAUUUGCUGAUAAUGUAUUCACCA
Molecule: messenger RNA, 2672 nt
Organism: Durio zibethinus
Lineage: Eukaryota; Viridiplantae; Streptophyta; Magnoliopsida; Malvales; Malvaceae
Source: RefSeq, a predicted model, not a curated record